AUGUAUGCUCAACCACCGCCUCAACAACAACCACAACAACCACCUGCAAAUCAACAGCAGCCUUUAGCAUCACAUCGCACAGGCACUGCACAACCACCUCAACCACCUCCAGGUUGGCGGCCGCCUCCUCGUCCUUCACCAUUUCAACAAGGUGCAAGGCCUGCAUUUCCAUCUGUACAACGCCCACCUGUAAAUGGACAAUCAGUACCCUUUCAACGACCACCGACUCCUGCAGGCAUUAGACCUGGUCAGGUCCCACCUCCUGGCACUGCACCUCAAUUCACAAGUCAAAGACCAUCUCUGACAUCAACUUCAAGCAAUUCUGCUUUAAAUUCUGGAUAUCAACAACAACUACAGCAACCAAAUGUUCCAAAUUCGCCUCAACCUCUACAAUAUCCUCCUACCAGACCUCCAAUUCCGCCCACCAAUGUUCGACCACCAGAUAGUGUUAACGUGGAUAAUGUAUCGAAUCAAAUGGAAACUUUAUCCAUAAAUCAAGGUUCUUCACAAUAUGAUCAAAUUCCAAAGACCAAAAAAGCUCCAAAUCGUGUAUACCAUCAUUUAACGACUGAAAUCAAUACUUCUGGAUACUCUGGCCCAACUGCAACACAACCUUUUGUGCAGCCAGCACCACCCAAUAUGUAUUCACCAUCAACCGCCAACAAUAUAAACCAACCUGGUCAGGAACCACCACCAAACUAUAAUUCCAUAGUGCCACAGCCAUCGCAUGUCCAAGGGAUGCAAACAAUGAUGCCUCCUCAAUAUAUGCAAACUGGACAAAUACCUGGUCCUCCACAGCCAUUACAGCAGCAACAACAACUACCGCAACCACCUCGUCCCAAUUCAAUGUCUGCACCUCGCGCAAGGAUCGACCCAAAUCAAAUACCUUCACCAGUAGUUGUUCAAGAGCAAGAUCAGACUGUGUUUGAUGAACAACCUUAUUUAACCUGCUCAAAAACAGCUACUAUACCACUUGCGAGCACAAAUUUUAAAGCUAUUGAUGAAGGAAAUUCGAAUCCACGUUUUAUGAGAUUAACAUUAUAUUCAAUUCCUAAUACCGAAGAUUUACUUCAAACAUCUCAUCUUCCUUUGGGCGUUAUUUUACAGCCACUGGCAAAGUUGAGAAAUGACGAAACACCAAUUCAAACAGUAGAUUUUGGAGAAGAGGGGCCAGUACGUUGUAGACGCUGCAAAUCUUAUAUCAACCCGUGGGUGAUAUUUCUUGAUGGCGGACAGCGUUACAUUUGCAAUAUGUGUCAAUUUUCUAAUGAAGUUCCUUCUGAAUACUUUUGUAAUUUGGACAUGAGUGGAAGACGAGCAGAUUUCGAUCAACGACCUGAAUUAAAAUUUGGAACUGUCGAGUUUACAGCACCAAAAGAAUACUGGGCAAGAGCUCCUUCACUUGUUUCUCAUAUUUUUGCCAUUGAUGUCUCAUGGAAUUCCAUCAAAAGCGGUAUGCUUGUUAGAUGCGUUGAAGCCAUUCGAGAUAUCUUGUACAAUACUCCCAAUAGUAUUCCACAAGGUGGCAAGAUUGGCAUAAUUACGUUUGAUAAGGACGUACAUUUUUACAAUCUUACGUCAACUAUCGAGCAAGCCCAAAUGUUGGUUGUACCGGACAUUAAUGACAUGUUUGUGCCCCUUCAUUCUGGAUUACUAGUUGAUCCUAUAGAAUCAAGAGAAGUGAUAGAAGGGCUGCUAAAUUGCUUGCCAACCAUGUUCGCCGAAAAUAAAACAAGUGAAUCAGUACUAGGGUCUGUCGUCAAAGCUACUCAUACUGCUCUGAAUGAGACAGGAGGAAAAGUUUUUGUUUUCCAAACAUCCCUUCCAACUUCCGGACCAGGAGCAAUAAGAAAUCGUGAUGAUUCUAAGCUAUAUAAUACUGAGAAGGAGCGAACAUUAUUUGGUCCUCAAGAUGGAUAUUAUAAGAAUCUUGCUAUUGAUUGUGUAGAUGCUGGUAUUUCGAUUGAUUUGUUCUUGUUCCCUAACGCGUACAUAGAUGUGGCAACAAUCGGGCUUCUAUCUUCCUUAACCGGAGGUGAAACAUAUUUUUAUCCAAACUUUGACGCUGAAAAGGAUGGGAAAAAAUUUGCAAAUGAGCUCAAACACGGUAUUACAAGAGAAUUCGGAUACAAUGGGUUAAUGAGAAUAAGAUGUUCCAAUGGGCUGAAAGUUGAAGAUCACUAUGGCAAUUUUAAUAUGCGAAAUUCCACUGAUCUUGAACUCGCUGGUAUUGAUAGCGACAAAGCAUUCGGUGCCUUACUAAAAUAUGAUGGUAAAUUAGACGAAAGAUCGGAUGCCUUCAUCCAAUGCGCUCUUUUAUACACAACAUCGGCUGGCGAACGAAGAGUGAGAACACACAAUCUUAGCAUACCAGUUACAACUUUACUUGGUAACGUGUUCAGGCACGCUGAUAUGGACACAACUGUGAAUUUUCUGGCAAAACAAGCCGUAGCGAAUACUGUAACAAAACCUUUACGCGAAAUCCGUGAUCAGUUGACCGAUAAAUGUGUUAAAAUAUUGAUGUCAUAUCGAAGGCAUUGUGCCGCGUCUAGCUCAGCUGGACAACUUAUUUUACCUGAAGCCUUUAAGCUGUUCCCGUUAUAUGCAUUAACAAUGCUAAAGUCAAAGGCGCUACGUGGUGGUGUAAAUCUUACAAGUGAUGCUCGUGUACAUUUUAUGCGAUUAAUAAAAAGUAUUGGUGUAGCAGAAAGUAUAGUACUAUUUUAUCCACGUAUGCUUCCGGUUCAUAAUCUCUCGGAAAAGGUUGGUUAUCCGGAUGCAUAUGGGCGGGUGAAAUUGCCACCAUUGAUACGUGUAUCAUAUGCGAGAUUAGAUCCAGAAGGAGCAUAUUUAUUAGAAAAUGGUCAAAUAUUAAUUUUCUGGAUAGGCCGUCAAAUUUCGCCUGAAUUUGUGAAAAACGUUUUUGGAGUUGAUUCUAUUGAUUUUAUUGAUCCAAAAAUCUCUUCACUACCCGAGCUUGAUAAUCAAACAUCGAUACAAAUACGCACAAUUAUUUCAUAUCUUCAAUCACAAAGGUCUAAAUAUUUGCGUUUGACCAUUGCACGAAUGCAAUUAGAUCCCACAAUAGAGAUAGAGUUUCACAAUCUUCUGGUAGAAGAUGAGAACAACUUUGCAAUGUCAUACGUCGACUAUUUAUGUUAUAUUCACAAGCAAAUACAAACAGAGGGCGAGUUUUGGUAUAAUAAAGUUGCUUUGUUGACUAGAGCAAGUAAUGGAUACUUGAAUCCCAAACUUGUACAUAAAUCAGCUUUUCAUUCAACACCAAUUCAUUUUCAAGCCUCAGAAAAGCCAAAUACUCCCGGCUUUGGCUCACCAAAAUCAUACGCCAAGAAAAUCGAAGAACUUACAGAAUACGGAAAAUAUUUAUCGUCCAUUCUCCCAAAGUACAUCCAACAAUAUUCCGUUUAUAAAGAUGAAUUGACAAUCUACGUGGCUCCAAGUGCCAUAAUUCCUGUCAUAACUUUUUUACGCGAUCACACCGCAGCACAAUAUAAACAGGUACAAGACAUAUCUGGUGUUGAUUACCCGUCACGCGAACAUAGAUUUGAAGUUGUAUAUAAUCUGUUGAGUCUACGAUAUAAUGCGCGGAUACGUGUAAAAACGUAUACGGACGAAGUAAAACCGGUGCCAUCAAUUGCCCCUUUAUAUAGCGGUGCUAAUUGGUAUGAACGGGAAGCGUAUGAUAUGUAUGGUAUUUUUUUCUCGGGACAUCCGGAUUUAAGACGGAUUUUGACAGAUUAUGGGUUUGAAGGACAUCCAAUGCGAAAAGAUUUUCCGUUGACUGGUUACGUGGAAGUAAGAUACGAUGAUGAAGUCAAAAGAGUGAUAGUAGAACCGUUGGAAUUGACUCAAGCAUUUAGAAAUUUUGAAGGUGCUGCAUCUCCAUGGGAACAGACUGGCCCUGGACGUGAUGAUCGCCCAGAAUCAUUCAAAGUUGAAAAGUUACUAGCAAAACCAACAGCCGAAGCUGAAAAGAAAUAA
Ambispora gerdemannii is the source of this 4002-nucleotide messenger RNA. The record is from the annotation of a GenBank genome assembly. NCBI's taxonomy places the organism in Eukaryota, Fungi, Glomeromycota, Glomeromycetes, Archaeosporales, Ambisporaceae.